AUGAUCAAGGAUGUCCGUCGACGAGCACCUUUCUACUGGAGUGACUGGAAAGACGCAUGGGACUAUCGAGUCGUACCCGCGACCGUCUACAUGUACUUUGCCAACAUCCUACCCGCACUCGCUUUUUCCCUCGACAUGUUCGAAAAGACGAAGCAAAGCUUUGGCGUCAAUGAAGUGCUACUCGCCUCUGUGUUGGGCUCGGUCGUCUUCUCGCUCGCAGCAGCACAGCCGCUCGUCAUUGUAGGCGUUACGGGCCCGAUUACCGUCUUCAACUAUACCGUGUAUGACAUCAUUGUACCGCGCGGCACAAACUACUUUGCCUUUAUGGCGUGGAUUGGGAUUUGGUCGCUUAUCUUUCACUGGAUUCUGGCGGUUACCAAUUCGUGCAAUGGAUUGCGAUAUGUUACGCGGUUUUCAUGCGACAUCUUUGGGUUCUAUGUUGCGUUCAUCUAUUUACAGAAGGGGAUUCAGGUCUUGACACGACAGUGGGCAGUCGAUGAUGCGUCGGCGUACCUGUCCAUUGUGGUUGCGCUGCUGGUCACGGCCGUGGCGUACUUGUGUGGUGUAAUUGGGCAAUCAUCGCUUCUGCAACGCCAUGUAAGGAAGUUCAUCGAGGACUACGGUACCCCCUUGACCGUGGUAUUCUUCACGGGCUUCGUCCACGUUGGCAACAUGUCAGGUAUCGAGCUGCUCAAGCUACCCACCUCCAAAGCCUUCUUCCCUACGACCGAUCGCGGAUGGUUCAUUCACUUCUGGGAUAUCAGUGUCGGCGACGUGUUCCUCGCUAUCCCGUUUGCCAUUCUCCUUACCAUCCUCUUCUGGUUCGACCACAACGUCUCCAGCCUUAUCGCACAGGGCACAGAAUUCCCUCUCCGCAAGCCGGCAGGAUUCCACUGGGACUUAUUUCUCCUGGGUCUAACAACCGGUGUCGCCGGUCUCCUCGGUAUUCCCUUCCCCAACGGCCUCAUCCCCCAAGCCCCCUUCCACACAACCUCCCUCUGCGUAACCCGCACCCUUUCCGCCGGCGACCAAAGCGACGACGACGACGAAGCAAACAAAGGCCACACCCGCACCGUCGUCGACCACGUCGUCGAGCAACGCGUCUCAAACCUCGCCCAAGGCCUCCUCACCCUCGGCACCAUGACCGGCCCUCUACUCAUCGUCCUCCACCUCAUCCCCCAAGCCGUCCUCGCCGGCCUCUUCUUCGUAAUGGGCAUCCAAGCCCUCGAAGCCAACGGCCUCACCCUCAAACUCCUCUUCCUCGCCCGCGACCGCCACCUCACCCCCAAAUCCGAGCCGCUACUCCGCAUCCAGCGCCGCUGGGUCAUCUGGGCCUUUGUCGCCCUCGAACUCAUUGGCUUCGGCGCCACUUUUGCCAUAACCCAGACCAUUGCCGCAAUCGGCUUCCCCGUCUUCAUCUUCCUCUACAUUCCCAUGCGCACCUGGCUCAUGCCCCGCUUUCUCACGCCCGACGAGUUGGCCGUUUUGGAUGCCCCCACCGCCAGUCCGUUUACCAUGGAGAGCGUCGGCGGAAAUCAUGGUGAGGUGCUUGCUGAGAUGCAGCCUGUGACUGCGUUACACCUGGGUGAUGAGGCGGAGAGGGGGCAGAGCAUGGCGAGUGGGGUUGGAGAAGCGGAAGGAGGAGGAGGGGGUAGGCGGAGGAGGAGUUUUCCUAAUACGAGGGGUGAGGGGGUGGAUGAUAUUGAGAAAUCAUAG
Bipolaris oryzae ATCC 44560 is the source of this 1716-nucleotide messenger RNA. RefSeq lists its product as uncharacterized. NCBI's taxonomy places the organism in Eukaryota, Fungi, Ascomycota, Dothideomycetes, Pleosporales, Pleosporaceae. The transcript has a single exon. Gene Ontology annotation, cellular component: plasma membrane; fungal-type vacuole. Gene Ontology annotation, biological process: borate transport; monoatomic anion transport; transmembrane transport. Bases 1 to 1716 code for a protein of 571 amino acids. Gene Ontology annotation, molecular function: solute:inorganic anion antiporter activity; borate efflux transmembrane transporter activity. The record is from RefSeq and is a predicted model, not a curated record.